GAGUGUGGACAUAAACAAGGAUUUAAAUACCUCCGUGUCCUGGACUUGAUAAAACCCCCCACUGCUCCAGCAAAUCGCGUUAUUUGAUUUGAUUCACUCAUCAUGCAAUCCUGGGACGACUUCUUCGAGUCACCGACACCCAGCCCUACCGAGUCUCACAACACACCCGUAAGAGAGCGCCCUCCUCAUCCAGGGCACCACCAUCCCGGGAACAAACCAGGCCACUGGGGCAAUGCUCCGGAGGAUAGGAACCCCCAAAUUUUACCACUUACCAACGCGAAUAUGAGUCAUGUCGGUGUUUCCACCGGCAGGGGUGCUGGCCCGGCACGGGGCAGAGCCACCCCACUGAGCCAUUUCUCGCCUUAUCAACGAUCCUCGCCCGCGCAGCCGAUCCCGCAAGCUGACUCGCCCGAGAUGGAUGGAACGGCCAAUCGCGGGGAGCCGAAUCAAUCGACUGAUCCUAUCGGCAGGAACCGACGACUCAGGGGUCUCCAAAGACAGCUCGGAAUCAGCAACGAGGUCUAUGCUCAAGCCGAGCAUUUGUUUGAUAUCCCCCUCGCCGAUCGCUGGCCAGCUAUGGUGCUCCUCUUAUUGCAUUCGAGUCAGCCGGGCUCGAUUUUUCCCGAGCCGACUUCGGUUUCUCCCGAGCCAUCUGAUCACUCGCAUCUGCAGCUUCGAGACCAAUACAGUCCUCAACUCAGAGCCUUCAUACGCAAUCAGCUCGGCCAGAUCUUGUUGCGCGCUGAUCUCGAGUCUUACGGACGCGCAGGAGCUCGGAUGAGCCGGUUCAUAAGCAAGGCACCUGCACUGAUCAUGAAGAAAUUCAUCGAUGACCAGCCGGAAUCCGUGCGCGUAAACUACUUGCCUAGCGAUUUUGAGACCAGCUCCGCGGCGACGGCCGAGCUGAUGAAGCUCAUCCGGGAGCUCCUGAAGGACGAGAAGAACGCGUUUGCCGACGCCAUCCUUCUGGGCACGCAGGCGGUCUCCGCGGGGCACCACCGGCCGAUGCCGACUCUGGACCAGUUGGUCAUCCACGUCUUUCGAGAGAUGGACUUGACGAUGAGUCAGCUGUCGGAUGCGCAGAUCAACAGCCACCCCAAGAUGACCCACAAAGUCAAGGUUCGAAUCGCUUAUCUCAGAUUCCUACUGAACGUCCAUCGUCGCCAGCUUAGAAACCCCGCGGGCUUCUGGGAGCUCAUCGACAAGGAUCUCGAGGAAAGACGCAGGAAAUCGCCGGCUUACAAGGCCGCGUUUGUCCACCUGAUCCUCCAGAAGGAUCGCAAGCUCUGGAAUGGCUCUCACAUGAUCUCCGACGUCCCUGCUGAAGCCCAGGGCUUGCCUACCGAGCCAGAGAUCAUCGCCCAUCUCGAAAGCAUUCAGCAAAUAUCCGGUCACUAUCUCAACCGACCCCGCUCCUCAUAACAAAUCUUUGCAAUCAAUCGAAACAAACACUGAUUUAACAUUUUCCACCAUAAACCAUCUAUAAUGCAUACCGUCAUUAUUUUUUUUACACCUGCUUUGUGAAUGACUGAAGGCCCAAAAGAUUGCUCAAGUACAUCUCAAGUGAAGUACACACUCAUCCAGAGUUUUUAAAUAAAAAACAAAGCAUCCCAACUUAGCCCCUGGCCUCUCCAUGUAGAGGAGCUAUUUUACUCCCAUGUUAUACUUUGUUUCCGGCUUCUUUCUGAAAAAAAAAAUGAAAUUUUACAGUAGAGGUGAGACGAGACC
Molecule: messenger RNA, 1728 nt
Organism: Puccinia graminis f. sp. tritici CRL 75-36-700-3
Lineage: Eukaryota; Fungi; Basidiomycota; Pucciniomycetes; Pucciniales; Pucciniaceae
Exons: 4
Coding region: 103-1422 (439 amino acids)
Source: RefSeq, a predicted model, not a curated record